AUGGAAGUGUAUAAAACUACAGAUAGAAUAAAUAGAAAGAGAGCUCGAUCUGAAAGGUCUUCAGAAACAGUGAAAAUAAAUCAAAUUUCCGAUAGCAAUAGAAAAAAGAGAGCACGCUCUGAAAGGUCUCCAGACAUGAUGAAAGCUAAUAAGUGUAUUGACAGAAGUGGAAAAAAAAGAGCACGAUCUGAAAGGUGUCCAGACAUGGUGAAAGCUAAUAAGUGUAUUGACAGAAGUAGAAAAAAAAGAGCACGAUCUGAAAGGUGUCCAGACAUGGUGAAAGCUAAUAAGUGUAUUGACAGAAGUAGAAAAAAAAGAGCACGAUCUGAAAGGUCUCCAGACAUGAUGAAAGCUAAUAAGUGUAUUGACAGAAGUAGAAAAAAAAGAGCACGAUCUGAAAGGUCUCCAGACAUGGUGAAAGCUAAUAAGUGUAUUGACAGAAGUAGAAAAAAAAGAGCACGAUCUGAAAGGUGUCCAGACAUGGUGAAAGCAAAUAAGUGUAUUGACAGAAGUAGAAAAAAGAGAGCUCGUUCCGAACUUUCCCCAGAUGCAAUGGAAGUGUAUAAAACUACAGAUAGAAUAAAUAGAAAGAGAGCUCGAUCUGAAAGACCUCCAGAAACAGUGAAAAUAAAUCAAAUUUCCGAUAGCAAUAGAAAAAAAGAGCACGAUCUGAAAGGUGUCCAGACAUGGUUAAAGCUAAUAAGUGUAUUGACAGAAGUAGAAAAAAAAGAGCUCGUUCCGAACUUUACCCAGAUGCAAUGGAAGUGUAUAAAACUACAGAUAAAAUAA
Molecule: messenger RNA, 789 nt
Organism: Ruditapes philippinarum (Manila clam)
Lineage: Eukaryota; Metazoa; Mollusca; Bivalvia; Venerida; Veneridae
Product: serine/arginine-rich splicing factor 11-like
Exons: 1
Coding region: 1-789 (262 amino acids)
Source: RefSeq, a predicted model, not a curated record